Messenger RNA from Dama dama (fallow deer), 1163 nucleotides. RefSeq names its product splicing factor C9orf78-like. The record is from RefSeq and is a predicted model, not a curated record. Lineage: Eukaryota; Metazoa; Chordata; Mammalia; Artiodactyla; Cervidae. Gene Ontology annotation, cellular component: spliceosomal complex. Gene Ontology annotation, biological process: mRNA splicing, via spliceosome.
GCUCGGCGGCUCUAGACCGCGGGGCCGGUGCAACUAUGCCGGUCACCGGGAAGACUUUCCGCCGGUGCUGUGCCAACUCGGAGUUAGAGGAAGAUGAGCAGGACUCAGAGGAGGUUCGAUUAAAACUGGAAGAGACCCGAGAGGUGCAGAACUUGAGGAAGAGGCCCAACGGGGUGAGUGCUGUUGCCCUGCUGGUGGGAGAGAAAGUACAAGAAGAGACCACUCUAGUGGAUGAUCCCUUUCAGAUGAAGACAGGCGGGAUGGUGGACAUGAAGAAACUAAAGGAAAGGGGCAAAGAUAAGAUCAGCGAAGAGGAAGACCUCCAUCUGGGGACAUCAUUUUCCGCAGAAAACCGAAGGGACGAGGAUGCCGACAUGAUGAAGUACAUUGAGACAGAGCUGAAGAAGCGGAAAGGGAUCGUGGAACACGAGGAACAGAAAGUCAAGCCAAAGAAUGCAGAGGAUUGCCUUUAUGAGCUGCCGGAAAACAUCCGGGUUUCCUCAGCAAAGAAGACGGAGGAGAUGCUCUCCAACCAGAUGCUGAGCAGCAUCCCCGAGGUGGACCUCGGCAUCGAUGCAAAAAUAAAAAACAUCAUUUCCACAGAGGAUGCCAAGGCCCGUCUGCUGGCUGAGCAGCAGAACAAGAAGAAAGACAGCGAGACCUCGUUCGUGCCCACCAACAUGGCGGUGAACUACGUGCAGCACAACCGCUUUUACCAUGAGGAGCUCAACGCUCCCAUACAGAGAAACAAAGAGGAGCCCAAAGCCCGACCCUUGCGCGUGGGGGACACAGAGAAGCCGGAGCCUGAAGGGUCCCCUCCCAACCGCAAGCGUCCUGCUAAUGAGAAGGCCACGGAUGAUUAUCAUUACGAGAAGUUCAAGAAGAUGAACAGGCGGUACUGAGGGAGGCUAAAUGGGGAGAGUUGCAGCGUGGGAUAUAAAUACUGUUGUCCACUCCCUUUAUCCCCAUGAUAAAAGAUUUCCUGGACAGAAGCCUGCUCAUUGGCUAGCAGAUGGCUCCCAAAACAGACUCUGUCAGUCCUGCUGCUUACCUGUGGGAUUUUCAGGCAUUGAAUUUGUAACCUUUUGAAACAAUGUGUAGUUUUCCUAUUUGGGGGCAAACUAGUCUUGUGAGCAUUAUUAAAUCUUGUUUGUAAAAAAAAA